AUGACGAAAAUUCCUCUGUUGCGUUGCUCUUGCAAUGGUAUUAUUCCUAGCUUUAUCUCUUGCUUUGCUAAUUCUCAUUCUGCUUCGGCAAUUGCAAUUAGAUAUUAUUCUGAUAAUGUCAAGUGUUUAGAUGAUGCUCUGUGUCGCUUUCGUCGAAUGUUCAGUACGCAACCUCUUCCUUCUGUUUUCGACUUCUCCAAAUUAUUAAAGACUAUGGUAAAUAUGAAGCAUUACUCUUCUGUUGUUUCCCUUUUUCAACAAAUGCUGAAAUCGGGUAUCCCAAUUGAUGGUUUCAUCUUGAGUAUCGCGAUCAACAAUUAUUGCCUAAUGCAUCGUUUUGACUGCGGAUUUUCAGUGUUAGCCAUUUACUUGAAGAAGGGCAUUCCAUUUAAUGUUGUCACCUUUAGCACCUUAGUAAGGGGACUCUUUGCGGACAAUAAGAUCAAAGAUGCAGUUAACUUGUUCAAAAAGUUGGUGCGAGAGGAUAUUUGUGAGCCUAAUGAAGUCAUGUAUUCAAUUGUCAUGAAUGGGCUUAGCAAAAUGGGCCAUACUAAAAAAACUUUAGAUUUGCUUAGGGUAAUGGAACAAGGAAGCACUAAGCACAAUGCAUACAUCUAUAACAUUGUUAUAGAUGCUCUUUGCAAGGAUAGAAUGAUUGAUGAUGCAAUUAGCCUUUUUGAAGAGAUGAAACAAAAAGGCAUUCCUCCAGACGUUGUCACAUAUAGUUCAUUGAUUGAUGGUCUUUGUAAGUUUGGUCAGUGGGAGGAGGUUAGGACUUUGUUCUUCGAAAUGGUAAAUCUUAAUAUUUAUCCAGACGUCCGCACCUUCAACAUAUUGAUAGAUGGACUAUGCAAAAAAGGAAAGUUGAAGAUGCUGAGGAGGUAA
Messenger RNA from Nicotiana tabacum (common tobacco), 885 nucleotides. NCBI's taxonomy places the organism in Eukaryota, Viridiplantae, Streptophyta, Magnoliopsida, Solanales, Solanaceae. The record is from RefSeq and is a predicted model, not a curated record.